Messenger RNA from Letharia columbiana, 2781 nucleotides. RefSeq lists its product as uncharacterized. Gene Ontology annotation, cellular component: peroxisomal matrix. The transcript is spliced from 2 exons. Gene Ontology annotation, biological process: protein quality control for misfolded or incompletely synthesized proteins; protein processing; protein targeting to peroxisome. The record is from RefSeq and is a predicted model, not a curated record. Gene Ontology annotation, molecular function: ATP-dependent peptidase activity; serine-type endopeptidase activity; ATP hydrolysis activity. The coding region runs from base 1 to 2781 and encodes 926 amino acids. Lineage: Eukaryota; Fungi; Ascomycota; Lecanoromycetes; Lecanorales; Parmeliaceae.
AUGGGCCAAAGCAAGUCCCAGACUCUCCCGAUCCUUCCUUUACCCAAGGGGUCAGUACUCUUACCAGGAAUCACCCUUCGUAUACCAGUAGCCAAUCGAACAGAUAUACCAGCACUCCUCACCUCGGUCUUUACCAAAGACAGACGGCCCAGGCCAGACGCCACUGCCAUCUCUAUCGGAUGUGUGCCCAUCAAUUCUCCUCUGCUCCGGUCAGAUGGCCAGCAACUGCUUGAAGAUGGAAAUCCGAAGAAGACACGACAAAUCGACGAUGAAGAUACUAAUUCCGGCGAGGCUGAUCACCGAGAUCUAUUCAUGUAUGGCACAGUGGCCAAGAUCUCUGGUGUCCAAGGGCGCAGAGCCGACGAUCUAUCGUUGAUUGUGGAGGGCGUUAGGAGAUUCAGAAUCGACAGAUUCACUCAAAUGAGGCCAUAUUUCGAGGCAGAAGUGGCCUACUUGGAUGAAGAGGUGAUGGUGACAGAUGCUGAAACGCAAGCACUCUUCGAACAUCUCAAACAGCUAUCUCGCGAACUUCUUACCCUCGUUCGAGUUGCUUCAUUCCUGCCCAGAUCUUCUACAAACCUGUCGCCUCUGCUCGCCAGACGCCUGGAGCUAUAUGUGUCGAAAAAAGGGUUGGCAGACGCUGGUGUGCUUGCGGAUUUCAUGACCAAUAUUGUCGAAGCCUCUUUGGAGGAAAAAUUACGGGUAUUGGCUGCCUUGGACGUUAAAGACAGAUUGAAUCACGUCAUUGAGUUGCUUUCGCGGCAGAUACAAGGGAUGAAAGGGAGUGUCAAGAUCACAGCAAUCACGAGCACGAUUCCAGCGAAUCAGGGUCUAAACAUCAACAACAUCAGUCGCAAAGAUAGGGACGCUCUGAUUAGUCGAGCGAUGAAUGGCUUUGGAGGUUUCAAUCCUGGCUUCUCUGCUCCAGGGGCAGGCGAUGAAGGUGGCGAUGAGGAGCCGAACGAGCUUGAAGAACUCAAGAAAAAGAUUGCUGAGGCCAAGCUUACGCCUGAAGCGCAGAAGGUGGCAGACAGAGAGCUGAAGAGACUGAAGAAGAUGAACCCUGCGCAGGCUGAAUUCGGUGUCUGCAGGACCUACAUCGAGACACUUGCUGAAGUUCCGUGGAGCGCUUCAACUGAAGCCCAGCUUGGCGUAGAAACGCUGAAGCGGGCACGAAAACAGCUCGAUGAUGACCAUUAUGGCUUGCAAAAGAUCAAGAAGCGUCUGCUUGAGUAUCUCGCUGUGCUGAGACUGAAACAGGCACUCAAUUCGGACAUUGAAGCCCAAAUUUCCAGAGCUAGGAAAGAAGCUGCUGCUCCGGGGGACGACGAAUCAGACUCGGAGACACCCUCAGCCGAGACCGAGGCUGACUCGACUAAGAUACAGAUACUCCAGAGUAAUCGCCGAGUCGACAAGUCACCCAUAUUGCUUCUCGUCGGCCCUCCAGGGACAGGCAAGACCAGCCUUGCGAAGUCCGUAGCGACUGCGCUUGGACGCAAGUUCCACCGCAUCUCGCUUGGUGGUGUGCGUGAUGAGGCAGAAAUCCGCGGCCAUAGGAGGACGUAUGUCGCUGCAAUGCCAGGUUUGAUUGUUAACGGCUUGAAGAAGGUCGGCGUGAACAAUCCAGUGUUCCUCCUUGAUGAGAUCGACAAAGUGGGUGGCUCCAACUUCCACGGAGAUCCAUCAGCUGCUAUGCUAGAAGUCCUCGACCCCGAACAGAAUCACUCAUUCAACGACCAUUAUAUCAACAUUCCAAUAGACCUUAGCAAAGUCCUCUUCAUCGCCACUGCAAACAGUCUCGAUACGAUACCACCUCCUCUUCUCGACAGAAUGGAAACGAUCCAGCUAUCCGGCUACACGACUGUCGAGAAGCGCCACAUUGCGAAUCAACAUCUCAUUCCCAAGCAAAUCGCGACCAAUGCUCUUUCCACCUCCGACAUCCAUUUCGAUGACAACGUUGUUGACACAAUCAUAACAUCAUACACCCGCGAAUCUGGAGUUCGCAAUCUCGAACGCGAGAUUGGUUCUGUCUGCCGCUACAAAGCCGUUGAAUAUGCUGAUGCAAGAGAUACUUCUACCCUCAACAAAUUCAAUCCCCACAUAUCCAUGUCUGAUCUCGAAGAGAUCCUCGGCAUCGAGCGCUUCGAUGAGGAAAUUGCAGAGAAGAGAUCUGUCCCUGGCAUCGUCACGGGUCUCGUUGCCUACAGCUCCGGCGGCCAAGGCAGUAUUCUUUUCAUCGAAGUUGCGGAUAUGCCUGGCUCGGGUCGUGUGCAGCUGACGGGAAAGCUCGGUGAUGUGCUGAAGGAAAGCGUUGAGGUGGCUCUAACAUGGGUUAAAGCGCAUUCGUAUGACCUUGGCCUUACAACAGAUGCGAAUGAAGACAUCAUGAAGAAUCGCAGCGUUCAUGUCCAUUGUCCUAGCGGUGCUAUACCAAAGGACGGCCCAUCCGCGGGGUUGGCGCACACGAUCGCUCUCAUCUCAUUAUUCAGCGGCAAGGCAGUGCCUCCUACUAUCGCCAUGACAGGUGAAGUCAGCCUAAGAGGCAGAGUCAUGCCCGUAGGUGGUAUCAAGGAGAAGUUGAUCGGUGCUCUGAGGGCAGGAGUCAGAACUGUGCUACUACCCAACCACAACCGGAAGGACGUCAAGGAUUUGCCGGAAGAAGUGAAGGAGGGUUUGGAGAUAAUCCACGUUGGACAUAUAUGGGAGGCAAUGCGACAUGUCUGGCCUGAAGCUCAUUGGCCUGGGGAACAGCAUCUUGCGGGGAUUGAGAGCAGAUUGUAG